ACCAUGGCCUCGGCAAAUCACCGGGGUGGCGGCGGACGAGGCGGAGGUGGCGCCGUCGCCGGUGCCGGAGCGGAUGGCAAUGCGAUCGUCGGCCUGCAAAUCGGCUCCGCCUGGUUUCAGCGCAAGAUCAACCUGAGGCCGCAGCACCGCGGCGUCCACCUGGUCACCGAGGAGAUCCUCCGACAGAUGCCGGAGCUGGCGCACUUCUCAGUGGGACUGUGCCACAUGCAGAUUCUUCACACAUCGGCGAGUUUAGCGUUAAACGAAAGCUGGGAUCCAGACGUCAGAGACGACAUGGAGAUGAUGUUGAAUAAAAUAGUUCCCGAAGGUUUGCCCUACAGGCAUUCGUGCGAGGGACCCGACGAUAUGCCCGCGCACGUGAAGGCCUGCUUCCUGGGCAGCUCCCUGACAAUCCCGAUCACCGACGGCAAGCUGUCGCUGGGCACGUGGCAGGGCGUCUGGCUGUGCGAGCACCGCGACCAGGCCGGCUCCAGGAAGCUGGUGAUCACGCUGACCGGAUGUCCGCGCGAACAGGCCCGCAGCCCGCUGUCACCCGUCUCGCCGAUCGCCAGCACGUCCAGUUAGGGGCGGCCUCGCUCCACCCGCGACAGCCGGUAAUCGCGGGGGAGCGACAAUAAUGCCAUCAUUUCGUCGAGGCGGCUGAUACUGCAGAAGAACUUGGCUAAGGCGAAUUUGGCCCAGCAGCGGGCGGCGGCGGUGAUUGCCGCCGGUCGGGGCGGGUUGGUGGGCGGUGGCCAUCACCAGGAGGCGCUGGCCCCGCCCAACAUACCCGGCGUGGAGACGAAGACCGGCCGCCUGCUGCUGCGCCAGCAGCUGCACCUCAAUCUCAACCUGAAUGUGCAGGAAACGUUGCGCGAUGGCGUCGACAUCGAUGAUGUGGACGAGGAUGUCGACGAGGACGAGGACCUAGACAACCUAGACAACCUAGAAACCGUCACAACAGUGCCUCUUAACAAUGAACAACUUAAUGCUAAGGUCACCACCGUCACCACAACAACAACAUCCAGUUCAUCAGCAGCGAGCAGUGCAUUAGCUAAAUUCAAUCGCAUCAUAGACUCCACCUUGGAGCGGCCCCCGGUGGCCGUGGACUACUCGGGAUUGCCCAAGUUGAGCAGCGCCACUCUGCAGCAGCGCUUCAACCUGGCCUAUCCGGAGUUGGUCACCCAGCAGCAGCAGCAGCAGCAACAUCCGCAGCUGCAACAGCAGCAACAUGAUGCGACCAAGCAGCAGAUCAGCAGCCUCCAGGGGAACCCCAGAUUGGAUCGUGGAACGGGCGCCGUUGCCAGCACUCCAUUAACACUUCAAGCACCCAAAUCAACAGCAACGGCGACGGAGGAAAAGGAGCAGAAGGAUCCGGGGAAAUCCCACGUCGAGGAGCAACAACACGACGACGACAAUGAUCAUCCCCACCACGACGAGGAUAAUCAAACGAAACGAAAUGAUGUGCAUUAUUUGUUGAAACAGUUGAAUAGUUUUAGUGAUAUAGAAGAAAUAGAAAUUGUUGAUAUGAAGCAAAGAGGUCAGCGGCCGCCGAUGGCGUCCAGUUCGUUGGCCACCAUGAUGCCGCCGCCCUCGCCGGCGCCGCCGGCCUCCCCAUCGACGCAGUCGCAUCGACUGGGGCCGCCCAUCCUGCCGCCGAACCAGUUCGAUGACUACCUGUUCGAGUCCUGCCACUACCUGGAGACAAACUACUUUGCCGCCACCUACCGCACUGCCAUGGUCGAGAGCAGCUCCCACGAGUUCCGGCCCUCGACCAACAGCAGCUCGAACAGCUUCGAGCUGCACGAGAUGGAGCCGCCCAGUGUCAUCUGCAAGGCGGGGCCACCGCCUCCACUGGUUGGAGGUCAUCCGGGGCAUCCGCCGCCGAGGUAUCAAUUCGAGUACCAGGCGGAAACCCGGCUGACCACCAGUGGAGUGCAGACGGAGCUCACCUCCGAAUCGCUGGCCAAGAUGAGCAACUGCAGCGGGAGCAGCAGCUCCUCCUCCUCGACGAGGGCGCCUCCCUUCUUCCGGUGCUGCUACACGCCCAUCGAUCGCUGGCGGGAGAGGCGGCACCAGCAGAAGCCGCCCAAGGACGUUUGACACUGGGCGUGGCAGUCCACUCGGAGAUCCAACAUGUGCCUGGCUAACUUACUUCAGGGAUGCAAGUCGGGGGAUUACUGGGAUGGGUUCGGAGUUCGUAGAGAUGGUUCGGUUCUAAAAAUUAUGAUUAUACCCAUUUAGAAAUUUUAAAAACUUUAAUAUUUUGAGUAACUUAAAAAACCUUCUUUUAGAAAAUUAAUUUCCAAAAUCA
Molecule: messenger RNA, 2314 nt
Organism: Drosophila takahashii
Lineage: Eukaryota; Metazoa; Arthropoda; Insecta; Diptera; Drosophilidae
Source: RefSeq, a predicted model, not a curated record